AUGAGUACAAUACAAAACCUCAAGAACUUCAUCCGCCAUGGGAAACAGGCCCGUAUGUCUGUUGCCCAUGGUGAGCCUACCACCAACGUCACAGCCGUCCACGCAGAAUCCCAACGGAAACAGCAGCCGCAGUAUCAGCCCGGCAUGGCCACCGGUACCCUUGAUGCUAUCGAUCAACAUCAACGCUCGAAUAAGGCCGCAUCGGUCACCACUACAAAGAACCAGGCCAGAGCUCAUGAGCAGGAGAUCGAGCAGAUUAUUGCGGAGGAGAAGCUCAACCGUUCCAAGCUGCCUACCUACCCCGGCCUAGAACGAUACAUACUUGUUGAGAAGAUGGGUGAUGGUGCCUUUAGCAACGUCUACCGCGCGCGAUACAAGUCUGGACAGUCAGGGGAAGUUGCUAUCAAGGUCGUCAGGAAAUUUGAGAUGAGCUCCAAACAGCGUGCGAGUAUACUGAAAGAAGUUCAAAUAAUGCGCCAACUUGACCAUCCAAACAUAGUCAAAUUGAUAGAAUUCUCGGAAUCACCCCAAUUCUACUACAUCGUCCUCGAGCUAUGUCCCGGGGGAGAGUUGUUCCACCAGAUCGUUCGUUUGACCUAUUUCAGUGAAAAUCUAGCCCGCCAUGUUAUCGUACAGGUGGCAAAGGCGAUAGAGUAUCUGCACGAGAAAUCCGGUGUUGUUCAUCGUGACAUAAAACCGGAAAACUUGCUUUUCUAUCCAGCGCCAUUCACUCCCACCAAAAACCCCAAGCCACCAGCCCCAGGUGACGAAGACAAGGUUGACGAAGGUGAAUUUAUUCCUGGAAUUGGGUCCGGCGGCAUCGGAGUGAUCAAAGUUGCAGACUUUGGCCUAUCAAAGGUCAUCUGGGAUAGCGAAACCAUGACCCCCUGUGGUACUGUCGGCUAUACCGCCCCAGAAAUCGUCAAAGAUGAGCGCUACUCUAAAUCUGUCGACAUGUGGGCGUUAGGAUGUGUACUCUACACUCUGCUAUGUGGAUUCCCGCCCUUUUAUGACGAAUCUAUACAAGCACUGACCGAGAAGGUUGCGCGUGGACAAUACACCUUCCUCUCCCCCUGGUGGGACGACAUAUCUAAAUCUGCGCAGGACUUGGUUUCACAUCUCCUCACCGUUGACCCUGACAAACGUUAUACCAUAAAAGAGUUCCUUGCACACCCCUGGAUUAGAGAGACAGACGAAGAGACUACUGCCGCUGAUGAUGCCCCUCCACUUGCCACUCCUCUCGUUUCCCAUAACAAGAUCCUUGAAGCGCCACUUGCUGGUAUUGAUCCCAAUGCUCGUCGCGCUGACUUCCGCUCCCCCGGGGCUAUGAACCUACGCGAGGUCUUUGAUGUCGGCUAUGCUGUUCACAGACAAGAGGAGGAGGCUAAACGUCGCAAAGCUGGCUUCAAAGUCGGAUACCGAGGCGCAGCUCUCGAUCCCCUUAGUGAAGUCGAACCUGCCGAGCAACAAGAGUAUAGCGGUGAAGACUCUGAUUUACAUGGUUAUUACGACCAUGGAGGUAACCCCGUCCCAACCAUGCCUUACAACAGGGCUCAGGUAGGCCAACAACGGCAACAACCUACCGGAUAUAACCCCGACGUAGCUGCUGUUGAGAGCAAGUUACGCGGUACCAAUAUCAGUACAAGUCAACAAUCACAGCAAAUGAGCGCAGCUGCUCAAGCCCGUCGUGCGGCCGGCGCAACUGCUGCCAGGCAGCAACAACAGCAACAACGAGGCCGUCAACAAUAUCAACAGGGCGGCUAUGGCCAACACAGCGCAGCCGUAGCAGCUGCUGCCAGAGAAAAUGCAGCUCGAUCAGCACAACAGCCAUUCGAACUCAGCCUAGAUAAUGCCACAUUACUAGGAAGGAGAGGAAGGAGGAUGGCUGGGCAGCCCGUAUCUUGA
Molecule: messenger RNA, 1905 nt
Organism: Trichophyton rubrum CBS 118892
Lineage: Eukaryota; Fungi; Ascomycota; Eurotiomycetes; Onygenales; Arthrodermataceae
Product: CAMK/CAMK1/CAMK1-RCK protein kinase
Exons: 3
Coding region: 1-1905 (634 amino acids)
Biological process (GO): mitotic DNA damage checkpoint signaling; protein phosphorylation
Cellular component (GO): nucleus
Molecular function (GO): ATP binding; protein serine/threonine kinase activity
Source: RefSeq, a predicted model, not a curated record